This is a messenger RNA of Brachypodium distachyon (stiff brome), 1731 nucleotides long. Its product is annotated as ervatamin-B. NCBI's taxonomy places the organism in Eukaryota, Viridiplantae, Streptophyta, Magnoliopsida, Poales, Poaceae. The transcript is spliced from 3 exons. Gene Ontology annotation, cellular component: lysosome. The record is from RefSeq and is a predicted model, not a curated record. Gene Ontology annotation, molecular function: cysteine-type endopeptidase activity. The coding region runs from base 548 to 1591 and encodes 347 amino acids.
UCCAUGUGAUAGACAAACAUGAUUUUUCAAUCCAGAAUUCAAAUUCAACCAAAUGAAAUCUUAUCAAAAAUUGGAUUUCAUUUCAUUUUGAUCAAAUGAAAUGAAUUCGUAUUCAUGAUCGAUGCUUCAAUGGUGUGAACUUCGGAGUUUUGCUGAAAGCAUUUCCUUCAGUUUACUGCUGGCGCCGCAAGGGAGAGUUAGUUGAAGACACGGAGAGUGGAACUACAUGCCCGGAAGAUCGGUCGAGACGAUGAAUGUGAUCUUUCUGGGAUGUCAGACGAAGAAUGUGCUAGUAUAGCUGUAAUAAGCCUCGUGCCCGGUCUAUCGCACUUCCCAGCACAGAUCACAUGCAGUUGUGCAUGCGUGCACAACAGACCACCUCCAAAUCACACACAUCGAAUGCUAAUGACCAGACUAAACAUCGAGCACAAAACAAAAUUAAAAUUAUAAACAUCCCAUAACGGCCUGGUCACUCCUGUCUAGCUAGCCACCUCAGUGCACCAUUGCUGACCACAGUUCUCCGAAAGAACCCAAUUAAGGUCCAGCAAUGGCCAGGCCGCCCUUGCUUCUCCUGCUGCUCGUCUCGGCGUGCGCAGCUGCCGCGAGCAACGCUGCCGCCGACGAUCCAGCGAUGAGGAUGCGGUUCGAACAGUGGAUGGGCAAGCACGGCCGCGCGUACGCCAACGGCGGCGAGAAGCAGAGAAGGUUCGAGGUGUACAAGGAAAACUUAGCGCUCAUCGAGGAGUUCAACUCCGGUGGCCAUGGCUACACGCUGACCGACAACAAGUUUGCGGACCUGACGAACGAGGAGUUCAGAGCCAAGAUGCUCGGAGGCCUCGGGGCUGAUCCGGACAGAAGAAGAAGAGCCCGGCACGCUUCGAACGCCUUGGAAUUACCUGUGAAAAUGGCUGAAGAGGGUAAUGAUAAUAGUACUGAUCUGCCGAAAGACGUGGAUUGGAGGAAGAAAGGGGCAGUGGUGGAAGUGAAGAACCAAGGGAGCUGCGGUUCAUGCUGGGCGUUCUCGGCGGUGGCGGCCAUGGAGGGCCUGAACCAGAUCAAGAACGGGAAGCUGGUGUCGCUGUCGGAGCAGGAGCUGGUGGACUGCGACGCCGAGGCCGUGGGCUGCGCCGGCGGGUUCAUGAGCUGGGCCUUCGAGUUCGUCAUGGCCAACCACGGCCUCACCACGGAGGCCAGCUACCCGUACAAGGGCAUCAACGGCGCGUGCCAGACGGCCAAGCUGAACGAGAGCAGUGUGAGCAUCACGGGCUACGUCAACGUGACCGUCAAUAGCGAGGCGGAACUGCUAAAGGUGGCGGCGGUGCAGCCGGUGUCGGUGGCCGUGGACGCCGGCGGGUUUCUGUUCCAGCUCUACGCCGGCGGGGUGUUCUCGGGCCCCUGCACCGCCCAGAUCAACCACGGCGUCACCGUGGUGGGCUACGGCGAGACCGACAAGGCGGAGAAGUACUGGAUCGUCAAGAACUCGUGGGGGCCCGAGUGGGGCGAGGCCGGCUACAUGCUCAUGCAGCGCGACGCCGGCGUGCCCACCGGCCUCUGCGGCAUCGCCAUGCUCGCCAGCUACCCAGUCAUGUGAGUCGUGUUUCCUGGUGGUGAUGUGUGUAAGUGUAGACUAAUGCAGCAUGGUGUGAGAAAAUACCAGAAUAUUUUACAUAGUAUGUACAUAUGUACUACUUGAUCGUACUGAAUUUAUACCAUUACAGGUUUGACAGUUAA